AUGCAACAGGCUGGGGAGAAGCCGAACAGGAGGGAUACCUUUCAUUAUCUCCUGAAUAGCAAGGACCCGGCAACGGGUAAGGGUCUAACGAGGGAGGAGUUGCAAGCAGACAGCGCGCUCGUCAUCGCCGCGGGCGCGGACGGCGUUGGGCUCACCCUCUCCGCAACGGUCUUCUAUCUCAUUCGCAAUCCGGCCGUCCUCUCCAAACUCACCACUGAGAUCUGCCAGGCGUUCGCGAGUCUGGCCGAGAUUCAGAAUCCAAAACUAAACAGCCUGACUUAUCUAUCAGCUUGCAUAGACGAGACCCUUCGUCUCUGCCCGCCGAAAGCAAGUACCGUACCCCGCCAAGUGUUAUCUGGAGGCAUGGAAAUCGACGGUCAUUAUAUCGCUGCGGGGGUGGAUGUAGGAACGCCCGUCUACGUCCUCCAUCACAACGAAGAGCAUUUCCCGCAGCCGUGGUCAUACAAACCGGAACGCUGGAUCGUAGCGGACCCUGACGGCGAGACCGUAGCAGCUGGAGAAGAGGCGGAAGGCGUGACGCGCGAAAGCGUCCUCCAAGCCCGCGCGGCGCUCUGCCCGUUCCUGAUCGGGCCGAUGAACUGCAUCGGGAAGAACAUGGCGUAUUUCGCGGUCAAGGUUAGUCUGGCGCAGUUGCUUUGGAGGUAUGAUAUCAGAGCUUCACGAGAAGGGGAGGGAAUCGGUAGGAGUGGAGGUGGAGCGAAGGAUCUGGAGUGGGGGAGGCAAAGGGAGGAUGAAUAUCAGAUCACGGAUUACAUUACGGGCUUCAGGGAUGGGCCGAUUGUGCAGCUCAGGGCCAGGGCGAGGGGCUGA
Molecule: messenger RNA, 831 nt
Organism: Endocarpon pusillum Z07020
Lineage: Eukaryota; Fungi; Ascomycota; Eurotiomycetes; Verrucariales; Verrucariaceae
Exons: 1
Coding region: 1-831 (276 amino acids)
Molecular function (GO): iron ion binding; oxidoreductase activity, acting on paired donors, with incorporation or reduction of molecular oxygen; heme binding
Source: RefSeq, a predicted model, not a curated record